AUGCGACACGGCAGUAUUGCUGCUGCCCUUCUGGUGGUGUCUGUGUUGCUCGUGUGUGUGACUGCCGAGGAGUGUGAGGUGGCGCGGCGGAUGCGGGAACAUGAGGUGGCGGUCUUCAAGCAAUUCUACGCCACCACAGGGGAUCCCAGCAGCAGCACCGGCAGCAGGGUCACUUCUCCUUCCACUAGUAUAGAUGGUAGUAGAAGCAGCAGUAAUAGUAAUAGUGUGAGUAGUGGGACUCCACGGCGUGGGUGUAUUGGGUGGCAGAUGCGCUACUGGAAUUACGAGUUGUGCCCCGGCCGGUGGGUCCGGCAGUACCGCGAGGUGGGCGGCGUCAUUGUGGAGGAGUUCAUUCUCGGCGUGCAGGACCGCUGGCACCUCAUGGACGAAGUCGGCCUCCAGCCGCUCCUCUACGAGAACGGCCACCAGACAAUGCCGCGCCGCCUGCAGGCCGCCGGGACCGCCAUGGACGCCGCCGCCGCCGCCCCGUACAGGUGUGUGAAGGAGGAGAGAGGCGUGCCGACAAGGCAGGUGGAUGUGGUGUACGGGGCUGGCACACUCUGUGAGUUGGGGUUUCAGCGCUCCACCACUUUACAUCUCAUCUGUGAUGAGACCGCAUCUAUUCCUCAUAUUCAGUUUACCGAACCAUUUGUCUGCAAUUAUGACAUUACUGUAGUUUCAGCAGCUAUAUGCGACGCCAUGGAUGGACGAGUUCACUCUCGUAGAGAAUUGUCUGAUGCGGAUAUUAUAUUCGCAUUGUGA
Trypanosoma theileri is the source of this 762-nucleotide messenger RNA. RefSeq lists its product as uncharacterized. Gene Ontology annotation, biological process: retrograde protein transport, ER to cytosol; endoplasmic reticulum unfolded protein response. Bases 1 to 762 code for a protein of 253 amino acids. Lineage: Eukaryota; Euglenozoa; Kinetoplastea; Trypanosomatida; Trypanosomatidae. The record is from RefSeq and is a predicted model, not a curated record. Gene Ontology annotation, cellular component: endoplasmic reticulum lumen. The transcript has a single exon.